Molecule: messenger RNA, 2228 nt
Organism: Vigna unguiculata (cowpea)
Lineage: Eukaryota; Viridiplantae; Streptophyta; Magnoliopsida; Fabales; Fabaceae
Source: RefSeq, a predicted model, not a curated record
AAGAAGCGUAGAAGUAGAAGUAGAAGCAAUAAGCACUUGCUGCUACUGAUUCCUUUCUUCCGUCAUCACAGGUUUGGAAAAGUAACCGUCACUUGGCGGUUUAUUUUGUCCCUCCUUUUCCCACUCCCACCACCGUUAAUUUAAAGUAAAACCGAUGUUCAAACGAAGAAAAAAGGAUCCGAGUUUUAGUAGUAACAGCAGUGUCUCAGAUAUAGCAAUGCCUCCUUUUCCUCAGGUCAGAACAUCUCCAGCAUCUUCAUUCAAAUCCUUCAUCUUCAUGCUCUCCAUUCUCCUCAACCUCUACCUCCUCUUCCUCACGUGGGCCCCAUCAUUUGCGCCACUUACCUCAUCCACUCGCAUCACCACCCUCUCCCCGACCACGCGCCGCCACCUCCUUUUCUCCGUCGCCUCCUCCUCCCUCUCCUGGCCUCGCCGCCUCCCCUACCUCCGCCUCUGGUACUCUCCCAACUCCACCCGCGCCCUCUCUUUCCUCGACAAACCACCGCCACUUCCUCUCAACUCCUCCUCCUCCUCCUUUUUCCCGCCGGUUGUGAUCUCCGCUGAUACAUCCGCGUUCCCCUAUACUUUCCGCGGGGGGCUGAGGUCUGCGAUCCGAGUGGCGCGAGCUGUGAAGGAGGCCGUGGAUCGCAACGAGACAGACGUGCGGUGGUUCGUGUUUGGGGACGACGACACGGUGUUCUUCGUCGACAACGUGGUUCGGGCGCUAGCGCGGUACGACCACCGCCGGUGGUUCUACGUCGGGAGCAACUCCGAGAGCUACGAGCAGAACGUGAAGUACUCGUUCGAGAUGGCGUUCGGCGGUGGCGGCUUCGCGAUCAGCAGUUCCCUCGCCAGGGUUUUGGCGAGGGUUUUGGACUCUUGUUUGAGGAGGUACGCACACUUGUAUGGCAGCGAUUCUAGGAUUUAUUCCUGCGUUGCUGAGCUCGGUGUUGGCUUGACUCAUGAACCUGGCUUUCAUCAGUUGGAUGUGCGGGGGAAUUUGUUAGGGAUGCUAGCUGCACAUCCAUUGUCUCCAUUGUUGUCCCUUCAUCACUUGGAAGCAAUGGAGCCCAUAUUUCCCGACAUGGACAGUUUACAGGCUUUGAAGCAUCUUGUUGCCGCUGCAAAUGUAGAUCCUGCCAGGAUCCUGCAGCAAACUGUCUGCUAUGAUCAGUCAAAUUCUUUGACUUUCUCUGUUUCUUGGGGUUUUGCUAUCCAAGUCUAUCAAGGAAAUGAACUUCUACCUGACCUCCUCUCGGUACAGAGAACUUUUGUUCCAUGGAGGAGGGGUAGUAAAGUCAAUGCCAAUUUCAUGUUUAACACCAGAGACUAUCACAGAGAUCCUUGUAAAAGGCCUUCAGUAUUUUUCUUCAAAAGUGCUACAUCUGAUAAAAGGGGCAUUUGGAGCAGUUACAGUAGGCAUGACGAUGGGAACUGCUUUGAAUCCGAUGUUAGACAGCUCGAGCAGAUCAUAGUUUUUUCAAGGAAGCUGCAGCUUAAUAAUGACCAGAUGAAUGCCCCCCGUCGUCAGUGCUGUAGCGUCUUACCACCAUCUUCUAAUUAUACAACCAAUCUUCACAUUAGACAGUGUGAAAUCAAUGAACUGAUCUCCAUGCAAUCAUAGCAUUCAUUUCGGAAGUGGCCUCCUUUCAAAGCUUUGGAAAUUUCAUGAGCAAGAAUGUUUGUGUUGUAGGUGAUAUAACGCGGAUUUAGUUGAUCUUGUACAUUGUUUUGAGAGGAUAAGCGGAACUUGAUUCUUUUCUAUUUCUGAAAGAUGAAGAGAAGGAGAGAAAGAUCCCUGUCCUCAUUGUUGAAGAAAAACUAUCAAAGCUCAAAGAGGUUUCACCGGUGUGAUCAAACCCCUCACAGUUUUAUGGUUUACUGGACCCAGCACUUGCACGAAACAGUACACGUUUUAUCCACUUCUGAUAUCCAAAAUUGCAGGUAGUUUCUCCUUGUAUUUGGAGUGUGGUAACCUCAGUGAAGGGUCCAAUUUUAAUUUGGAACGUGAUCACCACAAGGGCCACGUCUGAGUUUUGUAAAUUAAAUUCUACCUAAUUAUUUGCCGGCUGCAUUGCGCAUAAACAUUACAGUCUGUUAGAAGUACGUUUAGAAAUAUUUUAACUCAAAUGAUUAUCUUUUCAUGCAUACAAGACAUGAAUACUUUAUUUUACAUUUGUGCCUAAAGAUGUAUAUCUCAAUUAUAAAGUUUUAUUUCAUUUCCGAGA